Molecule: messenger RNA, 5204 nt
Organism: Trichomycterus rosablanca
Lineage: Eukaryota; Metazoa; Chordata; Actinopteri; Siluriformes; Trichomycteridae
Gene: shroom2a
Product: shroom family member 2a
Exons: 10
Coding region: 90-4529 (1479 amino acids)
Biological process (GO): actin filament organization
Cellular component (GO): apical plasma membrane; apical junction complex; cortical actin cytoskeleton
Molecular function (GO): actin filament binding
Source: RefSeq, a predicted model, not a curated record
GUUUUGUGUCCGGCUGGUCGUCAGGUUUUGAAGAAAGAAGCUCCUCAGCUUUCUCCAGGAGGAACCUGGAGAACGUUACAGGUUUCAGCAUGUAUGAGAUGGACCCAGAUCAGAACAUGAUUGUUCUGGAUCGCAGGUCGGCUGGAGAACCGGACCGAUCUUCUGGAUCUGGACCUUCUGGAUCUUCUGGAUCUGGACCUUCUGGAGAUGGAUGGAGGCUGGUGAGCCUGGCUCUGUGUGGAGGAGCUCCGUGGGGUUUCACUCUCAGAGGGGGUCUGGAACACGGAGAACCUCUCAUCAUCACCAAGGUUGAAGAGGGCAGUAAGGCGGCGCUGGUGAGGCUGCAGGUCGGAGACGAGCUGAUCAACAUCAACGAGGUUCCUCUGAGCGGCUACAGACAGGAGGCCAUCUGCCUCGUCAAGGGUUCCCACAGGACUCUUACGCUGGUGGUGAAAAGAAAAAAUGAACCCGUGAGCAGGCCUCACUCCUGGCACUCCACCAAAUUUAACGAGAGCCAAACAGACCCGGUGAAAACGCAGUGCGCCCCCUCACAGGCGUGGCAGACGAGAUACGAUGCGAGCACGUUCUCCUCUGAUCUCGGUACCGCCUGGGACCAGACCAAUUUGCUCAGAGCGUCGGACCAGUUCAGCUCCCUGGGCAGCAUGGACAGCCUAGAGCAGGGCGCGUACCCGUACCCGCCCGGGCGCCUCUCCCCCAGCAAGUCCAACGGCAACAGCGUGGAACAAUUAGGCGUGGGGAAGCGAGACUCCGCCUACAGCUCCUUCUCCACCAGCUCGGGGACGCCGGACUACACGCUGUCCCGGAGCAACACGGCGUCCACGGAGAACGUGCUCUACAAGGUCAACCAGUGGUCCACCAGCGCUGGCAGGCACGCUCAGAACCCGAGUGACGCCGGGCGGCAGGACGAACGCGUCGCACAUCCUCACCACGCCUCGGGGACCGGCGGUCGGGAGAGCCCGAGAUCGGAGGAGCAGCCGGGUUACCGGAAUUCGUCGUCUGGGAGGUCGAGCUUCACGCCCGUUUGGCACGUCCCCGAGAGCAGGAGGUCGACCGCGCCUUCGCCUCCGCCUCCCGUCCCGCCUGUACGCGUGGAUAGCUUCGCCGCUACCAAAAUCCACCAUCCGGAGGGUCCCGGGACGAAGCUUCAAGCGAGAGUCGGCGAGAAAGUCGCCGAGUUCUCGGAAAGAUCCUACCAUGCCAGCGAUCAAAUCCACGAAGCAGGUCCUAACGUCCUCAAAAGUGGCUCCGGCAGGACGUACUUCCCGUCCGGCGCCGACGUCACGGCGGGUCAUCCGGCCCACGCCCGUCAUCCGUACCAUCAGCGCCAGUACAGCGACGAGAGCACGUUCUACGCCCCCGCCCCGAGGAAUCCGCCCGCGCCCAGGUCUCAGAACGCCAACUUCUCCGGCAGCAUGCAGGACCUACCGAGCAACAGCCACCACGCCCAGGGUUACGCCCAGAAUCAGAUCCGGAGGACCGUCGCGCCCCUGUCCGGCGCCCCUGCCGAUCCAAACCCAGACGGUCAAAGUUCCAGCAGGUAUUACUGCGCCAAAUCCCGACAGUCCUCACAAGGGUCGGCACAGUCCUCUUCUGCCAGGUUAGAAGACCGGGGUGCCAAUUUAGGAGCAGAAAUGAUGCCAACCGGAACCGGGAGUGACCGGAACUCUGUAAGCUCUCAGGGCAGCAACGGGCAUCACAGCCAGCAUCGGAUCUACCCAGCUUUCGGUAAAACAUCUUCUUCAUUCGACGAAUCGACGGCCAAAGUCUUAGAGAUCCGAGGAAUCCAGAAGCAAGACUUGGUGACAAACUCGACCCCCAGUUUCACCAGUUACCCCCCUAGUAAACCCCCCGAGCAGGCAAGAAUCAGAUCAAGAGAGCCUUCCCAAGAGCAUUUCUUAUCUCAAACCGAGGUCACGAUAUGCCCCCGUAAAACCCCCAUGCUGCACUCCCUGUCCCAAGACGGCACCCGACUUUUGGAAGACCGAGGUGACCCGUUUAGUGGAAACAAGCCUCAAGAACCCGCCGACUCCCAGGAUGCAAGGCAAGCGCACCGACCCGAGCGCUUCGCCACCGCGCUGCGGAACGAGAUCCAGAUGAGAAGGGCUCAGCUUCAGAAGAGCCGAAGCGCGGCCGCCCUGUGCGAAUCGGGCGACCCGGACGAACAGCCUCCUGCUCGGAAGCCCGCGGACCACGCCCCGCCCCCCUCGGACGGCUCCUUCACCGACACCUACAAGGAUCAUCUCAAGGAGGCCCAAGCCAGAGUGCUCAAAGCCACGUCUUUCAGGAGGCGGGACCUGGAACCGGUGCUGCCCGAGCACCCGGGUCCCGACGCCCUAUCCGUCUCUAGGAAGGACGGUGCCGGUCUGGCGAGCGUCUCCGAGGCCCCGGCGAGCGGCCCCGCGUCGGGCGCCAACCACGUCGCCCGGAUAGGUGGCAGGAAGCGGAUCCCGGCGGAGAAGAAGGUGCGCUCGUACUCCGAGCCCGAGAAGAUCCACGAUCUCGGCGUGGCCGAGGACGGCGGCGUAUCUCUGGCCAGCAGGCGGAGAGUCUUCGAAGCGACGGGAAGACCCGCCUUCUGCAAGCCCGUCCCGAAGCAAGACCCGCAGACGCCCGAGGACUCCGGGUUUCCCAAAACUGGACCCGGCGGUAGCCCCAAGCGGGACGCCGGUACGAAGGCACCGGACGCUCCCGGCUCCUCACAGAGACUGGGAACUUUCGCCGAAUACGAGGCCACGUGGAACACUCAGAGGAAGGCAGCGGAGGCGAGAGCGCCCGGGAGGUUCCACUCGGCCGAUAACAUCCUCGAUUCGGGGGUGGAGGAGCGGCGUAAACCCUCCUACUUCCACGAAAGAUCACGAUCCUCUCCGUCUGAUGACUUCUAUGGACAGAACGUUCCGGUACAGGGAAGGACAUCAGCUGAUCAGCCUCCACCUGAGAGAGAGCUCGGCGCUCACGGCAGCACCGCCGGAUCACGAAUUAGUGACGGCGGGCGCAAGGACUCGGCACCGUCGCCGCUGACCGAACGAGACCCGGUACCCACGAGGUCUCCUCCGAACGCCGCCGGUCCUCCUCAUUUGGUCGCCGAACCCUCGCAGAGACCUCCGCCCCCGCCGCACCCGGACGACCCCGUUACAGACGCCGCCUCCGUCUCCCUAAACGAACGGGAGGAGCCUGGAGCGGACGCCAUGCCCGUUUCCUCCGACCCUCCCGCCCAUCUGACCCCACCCGCCGUGGAGGACCAGCGCGCGCCCUCGCCCCACUUCGCUCCCCAGAGACUGACCGACAAGCCCCCGCUGUCCCUCGUCCAGCAGGAUGAAGCCUCCGGAGGGAUGGACAAGCUGACGGACGACAGCAGCGCGGUGAAGAAAGUGCCCAUCAGAAUCGUCCACUCCGAAACCGACACGGAGGACGAUCGACAGUACCUUCGGCUGAACAGCGGGGCCCCUCUCGCCUCACCGGGGGCCCCGCUCGCGCCUCUGUCCGCCCUGGGCGGCCCGGACGAGUCUCCCUCUCCGUUCUGCCCGUACACGCCCCGGCACCGGGCCCCCGGCGCGGAUCGGAGGACCGACGGCGUCCCCUCGCUCGCCGAGGACGAGCUGACCCGAGACAUCAUCGACAGAGAUAAAUCGCUGGCGGACAUUCUGGACCAGAGCAAGAGGAUGACCACCAUGGACCUGAUGGAGGGGAUCUUUCCUCAGGGGGAGCAGCUGGUGGAGGAGGCGCAUCAGCGCAGGAGGGCCACGCCCAAACCGAGCGCGUCACGCGGCACCGAGGAGAGGAGGGAGGAGGACACGGCGGCGGCGGCGGCGGCGGCUCUGGUUACCAGCUCGGCGUAUUACAGCACGUCGGCUCCUAAAGCCGAGCUGCUCAUUAAGAUGAAGGACAUGCAGGAGCAAAGCGUGGAUCUGGAGUCUGAGGAGGAACUGGAGGAGGAGAACGACACCGAGCUGGCCAACAAGAAGCACGAGCUGAUCGACAGCCUCAGUAAGAAGCUGCAGGUCCUGCGGGAGGCGCGAGAGAGCCUGCAGCAGGACGUCCAGGACAACAACGCUCUGGGGGACGAGGUGGAGGUCACCGUGCAGGCCGUCUGCAAACCCAACGAGCUGGAGAAGUUCCGCAUGUUCGUGGGGGACCUGGACAAGGUGGUCAGCCUGCUGCUGUCUCUGUCCGGGAGACUGGCACGGGUGGAGAACGCCCUCAACAGCCUGGAGGAGGACGCACCGGACGAGGAGAGGCGCACCCUGGUGGACAAGCGCAAGCUCCUGAUCCGGCAGCACGAGGACGCCAAGGAGCUGAAGGAGAACCUGGACCGGCGAGAGCGCGCGGUCUACGACAUCCUGACCAGCUACCUGCGGGAGGACAGCAUGGCCGACUACGAGCACUUCGUCAAGAUGAAGUCGGCCCUGAUCAUCGAGCAGCGCAAACUGGAGGACAAGAUCAAACUGGGCGAUGAGCAGCUCAAGUGUCUCCUGGACAGUUUACCCUUAGAGCAGAGGCCCCGGUACUGAGAGGCGACCCGGCCCGACCCGGCCCGGCACCAUCGGGGGGUGGGGUGGGGGGGCACAUUUCAGUUUUUUGUUUGGUUUUGUUUUGUUUUGUUUUGUUUUUGACCUGACCAGACGCUUCUCGGAGGGUUCCGGGCACUUUCUGUGUAGACCGUAUGAACGGGCGUGUGCUCGGGCUGCACCUUCACCACUAAAUAAGGAGCGUAGACUGUUAAAGUGGACGAAUUCUGGUGCACAAAGCGAUCGGUCCUGCCUCACAUUUCAGAGUAUUCUCGCUGCUGUAGUGCUGCUUUCAACCACUAGAGGGCGACAAUGGAACACUUUCCAGGACCCAUAGAGACUCUAUAACAUGAUUAUUUACAGCUCAUCCAGCUCAUAUUCCUAAUCACUGUGUAUAAUUCUAACAUAAACACGUGUGCACCUACUUCCUGUGAUCAGAACGUCUAACCGCGGCGUUAUACGGUGCUUUAUUUCAAAUCCUUUCAAACAAUGUGAUGUUUUUUAGUAAUUUAUUGUAGGCUUUUAAAUCUGUAAAUGAGAUUAGCCUGUGCUAGUGUGAACCCGCCGGCGUUCCUUUAUAGCCUGUAACAGUCGGACUUCACCUGCCUGAGCGAUUCGAUUCUCUCACUGUGAUUCAGCGCUUCUCUAUUAAAUCCCAGCUGCCGUUUACUGAGUUUA